AGGAAACUGACGCUUCCGGGUCGGGUUGGUUUUUUUCCUGAGGUGCUGAGACUGAAGGGAAAGGGACUAGAAUGCAGGCGGCAGUUUGUGGGUCUGCGCUGCUUCAGUGCUGGGAGGGCUGCGUGGGAGUCUCUGGCUAGUGGCUGAGGAGCCCUCGCCUGUCUUCGGCCAGCUUUCGCGGACGCGGCCCGGUCAUGGUGGCCCCCCUCGAGGGCUUUGGACUCUUGGUCUUGUUUCUUUGGGUUUGGAGAUCUGCUGAAACAGAAGUGAUUGGCAUAAUAGGAAGCAGUAUUGAAUUGCAAUGCUGUUAUCCAGAAGAAGAAUCCUUAAACUACAAUAGGAAUCGAAUAUUCUGGCAAAUAAAAGACAGGUUUUCAUGCUUUGUAGCUGGUUAUUUUCCUAAUGAAAAUAUGGAAGCGCACCAGUGUGAAGAAUUCAAACAACGGACUCUAUUAAAUGAGCCAAAACAAGGCAGUGCUUCUUUGCAGCUGUCAAACAUCAGGAUAGCAGAUGAAUUUAUUUAUCAGUGCAUAAUACAGAAAAACACAAAUGGACAGUUUAAGCUCAUUCAUAAUGAAUCCAUAUCUCUCAAAGUGGCAGCAAAUUACAGGAAACCAGUAAUAACAGGUCCUGUUCAGCUCGGAGAAGAAAUAAUGUUUAUGUGCAAUUCAAGCCAUGGCUAUCCAGAACAAAGGCUUUAUUGGAUCAAUGAAAUGGACAAUAGCACCAUGAACAUAACUGUGCAGUUCACCAAAGAGCUUGAUGGGUCUUUCACUAUAUUCAGUACAUUGAAGAUGAAAAUAGCUUCUGAUAUAAAGUUAGGGUGUACAAUUGAACAUAAGCAACUGCAUCAAAAUAUUACUACUACAAUUGAGUUAAAGAAUUCAAAAAACAGUCCUAUAAUUGAUAACAAAUAUCAUAGAAGAGCUGCAGCCUUCAGCAUUCCUAUUGCUGUUCUCAUACCUUUUAUUGCAUGGAUAAGCUGGAAGAUAUAUAAGCAUUCUCUUCAAACAACAUAUACUGCUCCUGUGGAAGCGGUAAAUUUCGAUGGGCCAUAGGUUCCCUGGGAACAGAUCAGAUGACACUGCAGCCCAACCUUGACAAAUUCCUUCACAUAUUGGACAUAGUGUGCUUCAUGAAACUAAAACUGAAUGUUCCCUGAAAAUAACAAAAUUCUAAUGAAAUUUGGCUGAAAAUCUACUGAAGUCAACUUUCAGCUGCAUCUACAAUGGGUCGGAGAUAAAGGCAACCUUCCAAAUACGGUUUUUGACAUGUAAGGUUUUUGAAUCCCUGUAUUUUGUAGUGGUUGUAAGCUAUUACUGUUCUGAGUCAACAAUGGGCAAUUUCAGCCUUCACGGCAUAAGGUCCAAACUUUGAUUGCUUUCUUAUGCUCAUUGGAUGUCCCUCCUAAUUAGAGAAUCUAAAUACCAUAUUGGAGAUUUCAGGGGCUUACAUGCGCUACAAACAUUGUAAAUUAUGAAUGGCAUCACUUACUGAUUAUCUGGCAGAGUUCCCUCAUUGAAUUGGCCGUAUCUGAUUGACUACAUUGCCAUAUCAAGAAAUCUGUUUCUCAAUUCUCCAGUUCCAUAUUUUAUCAUCUCAAGAGAUAUCCCAACAAACUGCUUUUGGGGUCCCCAUUUUGGAUAUACAACCUAUUCCAUCUAAAAAUUCCCAGAACAAAUGCA
Messenger RNA from Thamnophis elegans (Western terrestrial garter snake), 1685 nucleotides. RefSeq names its product inducible T cell costimulator ligand (gene ICOSLG). The record is from RefSeq and is a predicted model, not a curated record. Bases 195 to 1058 code for a protein of 287 amino acids. Lineage: Eukaryota; Metazoa; Chordata; Lepidosauria; Squamata; Natricidae. The transcript is spliced from 6 exons.